AUGGCUCCAUCACUCCUUUCCUUGGGUGCUGCGGCUCUGGCCUUGGCCGGCAACGGUGCCGCUGUCCAGUGGUAUCUCGAAGACACCUACAACUCGACCAACUUCUUUGACAAGUUCGAUUUUAUGACCAUUGACGACCCCAACAGUGGAUAUGUCAACUACCUGGGUCGCACGGAAGCCAUCAAUGCCGGACUUGCCGCGGUUCAGGAUAAAGAGGUCGUCCUUAGGGUUGAUAGCAAGUCAUCAUUUACAACAGCCGAAAGAAGGCGUGGUCGUGACAGUGUGAGACUGGAGUCCAAGGCGAGACUCAACCAGGGCCUUAUGAUUGCCCGAUUCACUCACCUGCCUCAGAGCGCGUGUGGCACCUGGCCUGCCUUUUGGACCGUCGGUGAUACCUGGCCGCAGGAUGGCGAGAUCGAUAUCAUCGAGAAUUGGAACCUCCGGGGCGUCAACAAUCCCGCCUUUCACAUGGCUAACGCAGCCUCCUAUGGCAGUUGCAGGAUUGACAGCGCAGACCAAUCCGGCGACCUCAUCACCCCCAACUGUGACAACUACUACACAGACUACAAUACCCAGUGGCUUAACCAGGGCUGCGUCGUUAAGGAUAAUGGUCCUUCGGGUGGUAGUGGUGGCGUGUAUGCCAUGGAGUGGACCAGCGACCACAUCAAGAUCUACUCGUGGUUCCCAAACCAGGUUCCCUCGAACAUUGGCUCUAGCUCUCCCGAUACGUCCACUUGGGGUGCGCCGACCAUGCACCUGAGGAAAGAUCUUUGCAAUAUCGACAAGAUCUUCAAGCCCCAGCGAAUUGUCUUGAACAUUGCUAUGUGCGGCAACCCCGUUGAAUUUUCAGCAUGGGAGGGCACCUGCAAGAACACGCAUGGCGACAGCUGCCGAGACUACGUUGGCCAGAACCCUGAUGCCUUUAAAGAUGUUUACUUCCAGGUUCAGGAUAUUCGCAUCUUCAACCAGGACGCCCCCAAGACUACUGCCACCUCCACUACUGCCACCACCAUGGCGUCGUCUUCCACAUCCAAGUCUGAGAUUUCCACGGCCUCUGCCACACCAAGCACAAAGGCCUCGUCCACGUCCAAGUCUGAGAUUUCCACAGCCUCUGCCACGCCAAGCACAAAGGCCUCGUCCACGUCCAAGUCUGUCAAGAACACCUCGACCUGGAAAUCAUCCAACUCAACCUUGAGCACAGUGUCCAAGAGCGCUGGCUCUGUGAGCGUCAGCAUUGCCUCCAAAGCCUCCGACUCUACUGUUCCGACCGUUUCUACCCAGGUUCCCGUCACCUUCUCAACCUCGGUGCCCAGCUUGUCAACGAGAUGGCCCAACUCCACAAUUGCCUCUUCCGUUGAAAUGACCACCUCGACUGUGUAUACCACCUCUACUCGUACCAUCACCAGCUGCCAACCAACCGUCACCAGUUGCUCCGUUGGCAAGGUCACCACUGUGACUCUCCCUCUGUACAUUACCAUCUGCCCCGUCUCUGCUGUCGAGACCAAGACUCCCGCCCCCAAGCCCACCAAGACUUCCGCCAACGGUGGUAACGGCGGUAACGGCCCUGAAAAGACUACCAUCACUACUAAGGUGACCAAGACUUAUACCAUUACCAGCUGCGCUCCCACUAUUACCAACUGCCCCGUUGGUAAGGUCACUACCGAAGUCUUCACUACCACGUACUGCCCCGGCGAGGAGACGGCGGUACCAACUGGCUCUAAUGGCGGUAACAACCCCAACGGUGGUAACGGCGGCAAUAACCCCAACGGUGGUAACGGCCUUGAUAAGACUACUAUCACUACCAAGGUGACCAAGACUUAUACCAUCACCAGCUGCGCUCCUACUAUCACCAACUGCCCCGUUGGUAAGGUCACUACCGAAGUCUUCACUACCACAUACUGCCCUGGCGAGACGGCAGUACCAACUGGCUCCAAUGGCGGUAACAACGGUAACGGUGGCAACAGCGGCAAUAAUGGCAACAAUGGCAAUGGUGGUAAUAAUGGCAACGGUGGUAACAGCGGCAAUAAUGGCAAUGGUGGUAAUAAUGGCAAUAGUGGCAACAACGGCAGCAAUGGUAAUAAUGGCAAUGGCGGUCAAAACGGUGGUAACAAUGGCAACGGCGGCAAGGGCCCUGACAAGAUCACAAUCACCACCAAGGUGACCAAGACUUACACCAUCACCAGCUGCGCUCCUGGUGUCACUAACUGCCCCGUCGGUAAGGUUACCACCGAAGUCGUUCCCACCACAUACUAUCCGGGCAAAGAGACACAUCCCACUGAAGCAACUGGUCCAAAGGGCGGAUUCACCGCUCCGCCCCCUUUCCACCCUUCCAAGACCACCAUCCACAACACCCAGACAAUUGUUUCCGUUCCUCAGCCAGCCAAGCCCAGCGGCGGAAACAACAACAACAGCACCACCAACGGUACCAGCAUCGCCCAACCCCAACCCGGACCCAGCGGCUCCCAGGUCUGUGUCGGGCCCUCGUGCGGCGCGCAGCCCAGCAGCCCAGCACCCAAUACCGGCAACGGGGGCUGCACCGGUCCCAACUGCCCUCCGACUGUUGUCAGCGGUGCUGCCAAGCAGAGCCUGAGUGCCCUCGUUGUCCUCGGUGCUGUCGCCGCUAUGAUGCUGUAA
Messenger RNA from Metarhizium brunneum ARSEF 3297, 2634 nucleotides. RefSeq lists its product as uncharacterized. Gene Ontology annotation, molecular function: hydrolase activity, hydrolyzing O-glycosyl compounds. Gene Ontology annotation, biological process: glucan catabolic process. The record is from RefSeq and is a predicted model, not a curated record. Lineage: Eukaryota; Fungi; Ascomycota; Sordariomycetes; Hypocreales; Clavicipitaceae.